AUGACGGAGACUGAGAGCGCCCCAGCCGCCGCUCCUCCAGCGGAGGCCGCCGCCAAGAAGAAGCCGGCUAAGAAGGCGUCAGCCGGAGGAGGAGCCAAGAAAGGCAUCAAGAAGGCGUCCGGUCCCGGCGUGUCCGAGCUCCUGGUCCAAGCCGUGUCCGCUUCCAAGGAGCGCAGCGGGGUGUCCCUGGCCGCCCUCAAGAAGGUCCUGUCCGCCGGAGGAUACGAUGUGGACAAGAACAAGAGCCGCCUGAAGAUCGCCCUCAAGGCGCUGGUGACUAAGGGGAGCCUCGUCCAGGUCAAAGGUCAUGGGGCCUCCGGAUCGUUCAAGAUGAAAAGCAACAACAAGAAGCCAUCGGCGGCGGCCAAGCCCAAGAAACCGGCCGCCAAGUCCCCCAAGAAGAAGGCGGCCAGCAAAGCCUCCACCGCAGCCAAGAGCCCCAAGAAGAAGCCGGCCGCCAAGAGACCAGCAAAGGCUGCAGCCAAGAAGGUGACCAAGCCGAAAAAAGGCGCCAAGAGUCCCGCUAAGGCCAAGCCGGCAGCUAAGAAGGCGGCUAAGCCCAAGAAGGCCGCUCCGAAGAAGAAAUAA
Messenger RNA from Staurois parvus, 588 nucleotides. The record is from the annotation of a GenBank genome assembly. NCBI's taxonomy places the organism in Eukaryota, Metazoa, Chordata, Amphibia, Anura, Ranidae.